AUGUGCAAAACGGUGCGCAUAGGUGUACGAAAUGAGCCAACGAGGCCAACGAAGCUGUCUUCCGUGUCGUAACCGUCGUAACGAUCGGUAACGAUGGUGUCAUAAGCAGUCAUAAGCGUCACAAGGAUAUUGUGAAGAUUGUGAAUGGCGGUAGCUUCGUCAGUGACGUCAUUGAAGAACCGAGCGUGAAACAUUGAAGAACGCUAUAACGACUAUAACCAUCAACGUUUGAUCGUAGACCAGACCUGACGAUAGUGAUAUUUGGAACUCAGGCCAUGUGCUCAAGCAUGGCAAAUAUAUGGUAAUACACUUGUGUGUGCAUUUCAUAUUGCACAUGCUUGAGCUGAGGAGUUUCAAAAGUAACUAAUUGCUUGGAGCAGAGUCCUUCUUGAGAAGCAGAUACUAUCAAAAGAAGAGGGAAUAUUUCAAUCAUAUGCCAUUGACAACAAACUUCUAGAAUUCAGAUGGGAAAGAAAUAUAGCACCACUAUGACCAGAAUAUGUAUGUUUUGUCUUUGAUUAUUGCAUAACUCUCUGGUAUGAGGAUAAACCAUUUCUAGAGUAUGGUGGUGACUGAUGGUUAUGCUUUCUCGGAUUAAAAUAAAAAGAUAUGAAUUCAUUACUUUUCAGUGACAUGUACAAUUCAACAGUGAGUUUUCAUAGUUGAAUCCUUGUAAGAAAGAAAACUUACAGAACAUGUAUUUGAAAGUUCACUCAAAUUCCAGAGGAAUAAAUUAAUGUGUAAUUACUUCAGAUUCUGAGGAUGAACUGAAGAGAGUGUUAUAAAAUUUGUUUACCUGCUCAACAUGUGCUUGAAAGCAGAAGAACUCACUUCCAGCAGUUCUCAUAAAAUAAGACAUUUGUGUCACUAUUUACAAUAAUCAGUUAUGAAGCUGUGUGUAAGCAGGGACUGAUAUAAGACUCAGUAUCUUGCAUAAGGAGAAGUCCUGCACUGUUGAUUGUCACUCGUGCAGUAAACUGCUGCCGUGCAAUCACAGGCAGCCUGUUUCCAUAUCUUAUGAGCUUUCUGUAUUUCCCAGCCAUAAAGUACUAGUAUAGACUUCCAUAUUUGAUACAUGUAGGUUAAACGGCUUAAUGAGUAGUAAAUGUGCAGUUUUAUUGAACACAUGAUGUUACGACUGUGCGCAAGAAACUACCAACAAUGGAGGGGAAAUAAUUGGAUAUUUGUUAUUAAAUAUGCAACACUACCAGAAUCUCGUGAAAAUUCAUUCUGGUUGAACAGAGGAAUGAAGAAACAGAGAAAGCAGCAGCAGAGGUUCAGCAGCUUCCUGGUUUUAGAUUUUGAAGCUACAUGUGAAAGAGGAACAGCAAUCGAGCCUCAGGAAAUAAUUGAAUUUCCAUGUAUAAAAAUAAAUACAAAAACAUGUGAAGUAGAAGAUAUAUUUCAUCACUAUGUUCAACCAAAAGAAAAUCCAGUUCUAACACCUUUCUGCACAGAACUUACUGGAAUUAUGCAGGAAAUGGUAAAUAAUCAACUUUAUUUCAAAGAAACGUUUGUUCAGUUUCAAAAGUGGCUGGAGGAAACAGAAUGUUGGAAUUCACACAAUAAAAGCAUGUUUGUAACGUGUGGUGAUUGGGAUCUUCAGAUUAUGCUGCCAAAGCAGUGCCGGCUAUCCAGUGUGGAUAUACCAUCUGAAAUGAAGCACUGGAUAAAUAUUAAAAAGGCAUUUUCUGCUGCAACAGGUUACUUUCCAAGGGGAAUAAUUGAUAUGCUAACAAAAUUACAAUUACCUCAUCAGGGAAGACUGCAUAGUGGCAUAGAUGACUGUCAUAAUAUUGCAGCGGUUUUAAAAGAACUAAUAAAUAGGGGAUUUGUGUUUGAAGAAACAAGUCAUUUGAAUUUGGAUAAAAUUUGAAAUCAGCUAAACAUCAUGUACCAAGCUAAAGUCACCAGUGGAUGAAGGAGCACUUUGAUAUUAAGAGUUUAACUUGAUGCUUAUUGACAUAAUAUUUGCUUCCCUGUGUGCACAUAAUAUAGGAACAAUACAGUCUGUCCAGAAAUAGUAUCUUUUUGUUAAUAUUGUUCUUUUUAAUUCAAUACAGGCAUUUUCACUGCUGCCAGGAAGGGUGAUGUAGCAGUAAUGCUUUAAUAUUUGUUGGGAGGUGCUCAGUGUGAAUCUCAGCCAGGGCACUAGUUAUCCUGACAAGGCAUAAUAAAGUAAAUUCUUCUUAUUCUUACUAUGUUAAGUUUAAUAUGAGGUUAAAUAUAAUUUGUGUGUUCUUGUGCCA
This is a messenger RNA of Cryptotermes secundus, 2249 nucleotides long. RefSeq names its product ERI1 exoribonuclease 3. Gene Ontology annotation, biological process: exonucleolytic trimming to generate mature 3'-end of 5.8S rRNA from tricistronic rRNA transcript (SSU-rRNA, 5.8S rRNA, LSU-rRNA). Gene Ontology annotation, molecular function: nucleic acid binding; 3'-5'-RNA exonuclease activity. The transcript has 6 exons. The record is from RefSeq and is a predicted model, not a curated record. NCBI's taxonomy places the organism in Eukaryota, Metazoa, Arthropoda, Insecta, Blattodea, Kalotermitidae. The coding region runs from base 1106 to 1876 and encodes 256 amino acids.